Molecule: messenger RNA, 2310 nt
Organism: Rhinopithecus roxellana (golden snub-nosed monkey)
Lineage: Eukaryota; Metazoa; Chordata; Mammalia; Primates; Cercopithecidae
Gene: METTL6
Product: methyltransferase like 6
Exons: 7
Coding region: 268-1122 (284 amino acids)
Source: RefSeq, a predicted model, not a curated record
CGGGUUCCUAGCGGAAGUGGCGGGGGCGGUGCCAUGGCAAAAGAACUCCCGGAGAAUCCCAAUUCGUGAUCCUCAGAAUUGGCUCAGGGUUGUUUCGCGGUUCCUCCCAUAUUCUGCCUCCGAGAUCUGGGGCUGGCUGUGGGCCCCCUAUGCUGUUUGAGGCGUGAAACUCACCUGAGGAAAUGCAUCUGAUCCAUUAGCAUGGAUUCGUAUUAUUUGGAGAUGGAGAAUCUUCAGCUGUGUUAAGUGUUACCUUCAGUUUCUGAGAUGACUUCUUUGCAAAGGAAAGGGCUGCAGGCAAGGGUUCUCAGCCCUGAAGAAGAGGAGAAACUGAAAAGAGACCAAACUUUGGUGUCUGAUUUUAAACAGCACAAAUUGGAACAAGAGGCUCAGAAAAACUGGGAUCUUUUUUACAAAAGAAAUAGCACUAAUUUCUUCAAAGACAGACACUGGACCACCAGAGAGUUUGAGGAGCUAAGAUCAUGUAGAGAGUUUGAAGAUCAAAAGUUAACAAUGCUUGAAGCUGGCUGUGGGGUUGGAAACUGUUUAUUCCCACUUUUAGAAGAAGAUCCGAAUAUCUUUGCCUAUGCCUGUGAUUUUUCUCCAAGAGCGGUUGAAUAUGUUAAGCAAAAUCCUUUAUAUGACACAGAAAGAUGCAAGGUAUUCCAGUGUGAUCUGACCAAAGAUGAUCUUCUGGAUCAUGUACCACCAGGGUCUGUGGAUGUUGUUAUGUUGAUAUUUGUGCUCUCAGCUGUUCAUCCUGAUAAGAUGCACCUUGUCUUAGAAAACAUUUACAAGGUAUUAAAACCAGGCAAAAGUGUCUUGUUUCGUGACUAUGGGCUGUAUGAUCAUGCCAUGCUUAGGUUUAAAGCCGGCAGCAAACUUGGAGAAAACUUUUAUGUUAGACAAGAUGGAACCAGAUCAUAUUUUUUUACUGAUGAAUUCCUGGCUCAGCUCUUUAUGGACACAGGUUAUGAAGAAGUGAUAAACGAGUAUGUGUUUCGAGAGACGGUGAAUAAAAAAGAAGGCCUGUGUGUGCCGAGAGUUUUCCUUCAGAGCAAAUUUCUAAAGCCUCCUAAGAACCCAUCUCCUGUGAUCCUGGGCCUGGAUCAUAAGUCCUGACCUUUCAUGAGAAUAAGGACCUACUGGAAAUAGAUGAAAAAGACAUAAAAAGACAUCUGGAGGGGAAACAGUGAAGCCAAGAAUGAGACUGGAGGUGGAAUUCGGCCCUUUUAUUUUGAUUCUCUGAUUCCAAAAAGGAACCCACUGGGCCGCAGGAGCAUGGCGACCACCCUGUCUCUUUACAGCAGCCCCGUGCUCAUGGGCUCAUGGGUGGUGCUGUAAAGGUCCUCUUUCCAGCCACUCCAUCUUCAAUGUUGUCACUGCCCAUUCUCUCACUCCUCCUUCUGGGUGUCUGACAAAAUGUUCAUUAGAUGUUUAAAAUAUGUUUUCUGAGUCUUUUUUUCUAUUCCUCUGCACAUCCCAUCUUUUUGUCUCUUGGAAAGGAGGUAGGAGACCAGCAAGACUUGUCUUCUAGUCACAACUCUGCUGACCAAAGAAGACGGUCCACACAGAAUGAAGUGAAGAAACUGGCAGAAACCAGCAGGUGGCGACAAAAGCAAUCCCUAGCCGCCCUCAUUGCUCAUUAGCAUUGGACACGCCCACCAACGCCAUGACAGUUUACAAAUGCCAUGGCAACGACCCAGAAGUUACUGCCUCUUUCCAUGACAACGAAUUUUCUGGGUCAUUGCCUUGGAAAGGAGCAGUAACUUCCUAGAUCCUUCUAAAUAAUUGGCUUUCAAUUUACAUUAGCUUGCCCCUUAAUUUGCAAGUAAUUGAAAGUGGGUACAAGUAGAUAGAGUUGUCAACAGCCCACACAUUGCAAACUCUGGGCUCAUUGCCUACAAGUUACCCCUGCUCUGCAAGAAGAGGUGCUAUUCAUGUAAGAUUGCUGUUUAACACCACAGGCUUGUCCUUAAAUUCUUUCCUGGGUGAAGCUGAGAACCCUUCAGAGCUAAGCCCCAAUUUUGGGGCUCACUGUCCUGCAGCAGAAUUACGUUCUUCUGUCCUGUUUCCCAAUUCCCUACUUCCCUCUUCAGUUUUAUAUUUUUUGUCAUUAAACCUAUCUGCUGAAGUUAGCAUGUAAGCAUUUAUAUAUGUAUGUACACAUGUAUGUAUGUUUGUUAUUGCAUUUUUCCCUAGAAGUUGUAUUUGGUUAUUUUAAAAAUAGACUACGUAGGCCAGGCGUGGUGGCUUACGCCUGUAAUCCCAGCACUUUGGGAGGCCAAGGCAGGCAGAUUGGUCAGGAGU